GGUCGUCUUUUCUUAUGGCGGAACACUUACCGAAAAUGUAGGAAGUUCUGAAAUAGACCCAGAUGGAUGAGCUAGAGAUCCAACUAAUAUAAAAAAAUGAUUCCAGUGGUUAAUUUGGCGCCAUAUUCAUUAUUGGGAACAGAGAAGGAAGUGGACACCUCUACACUACGUAAACUGGCCGAAGAGAUAUGCCAUGCUUUUCAAGACGUUGGCUUUGUCUAUUUGAAAAAUCAUGGAAUACCAGAACAAUUGAUCAGUGACGUGUUUACAUCAUCUAAAACGUUUUUUGAUCAAUCAGAAGAAAUAAAACAAAAAUACGCCAUUCCUCGAGGAGAAUUUCACGGCUAUAUCUCAUUUGAGGAAGAGAAAGUCAAUCAUGACAGACCAGUUUCUGAUGCUCGAGAAGGUUACACUAUGCUAGUUUCCAAGGAUGGUACAAUGCCCAAAAACAUGCCACCAGAAAUAAGUUCCACAUUCAAAGAAAUGUACAUUACGUGUACAAAAUUAGCAUGGCGGAUAUUGGAUCUUCUCUCUACUGGAUUGAACAAGGACAGAGAAUACUUGAGACAGUUUCACAGAGGAAUAUGUGUCGAGGGAAAUAACACAAUGCUUAGAUCAAACUACUACCCACCUCUCAAAGAGAUAAAGAAGGACCAGGCCAGAUGUGGAGAACAUUCGGAUUAUGGCACCGUAACAUUUCUAUUUCAAGACGAUGUAUCAGGUCUAGAAGCAAAAGGUCCUAGUGAUGAAUACCACCCUGUGCCGCCCGUUGAGGGUACAAUCGUUAUGAACAUCGGAGAUAUGAUGCAAAGAUGGAGUGCUGAUACAUUAAAGGCUACGAAACACAGAGUUGUUGUACCACAAGAAGUUAAGGACAGAGAGAAAACAAGGCAGUCAAUUUCAUUUUUUGUCGUUCCUGACGAUGACGCCAUUAUUACGUGUACAGACGGAUCAGAUAAAUAUCCACCAAUCAGAUGCCUGGACUACGUCAAAACAAAUUUUGAUGCCAACUUUUGAAGAAAAUUGUUUCAAAUGAAUUUAUUCCAAUUCAUGCAUGCCAUAAAAGAAUAUCAUCCAACUUUG
Messenger RNA from Saccostrea cuccullata (small rock oyster), 1083 nucleotides. RefSeq lists its product as uncharacterized. The record is from RefSeq and is a predicted model, not a curated record. The transcript is spliced from 9 exons. Gene Ontology annotation, molecular function: 2-oxoglutarate-dependent dioxygenase activity. The coding region runs from base 97 to 1017 and encodes 306 amino acids. NCBI's taxonomy places the organism in Eukaryota, Metazoa, Mollusca, Bivalvia, Ostreida, Ostreidae.